UGACAUCAUUAUGGUGAGACGAACAUUUGUAGUCCUACGCAUCUUUUCACACAAAACCUACAGUAAGUUUUGCUGCCUGCAGAAAGUCAGCACUUAACAUAAAAAUGUGUUUAAUCUGUGACACAUAUCACUCAGGAUUUAUCCUCUCAUAGACUUGCAUUCAUUUUGUUAGGGUUUGGAGCCCCUUUGUCUGGAAGUGAAAGGGGUCUCUACUGUGGGGUUUUGGAGAGAAAGGGGCAGUACCAGGAUGUGGUGCAUGUCCUGUCCUCUGAUCUCAAAAGUCCUGACAGAUUCUGAGCCUUAAACAAGAUUAAAGGAAAUCCUCUCCAGGCUUCAGCUGCUCACCGUUUCAGGAAUUCAUCCCGACUGAAGCGACGUUUUUUUUUGUGAAGGACCAAACUCUGAGACGAAGGUCGACAGGAUGCAGCCUACCUGGUUGCUAGGGGCAUGUCUCUGGGUGCUAUGUAUACCUGUGGCUCAUACAGCUACCUUUAAACUUGCUCUUGUUGGCCCAUGGUCAUGUGACCCGAUGUUCUCCAGAGCAAUGGCAACAGCUGCGGCUAACUUAGCACUGGCUCGGCUGCAUAGCGACGGCGAUGUGAGUCGAGGAUACUGGUACGAUGUGAAGCUGCUCAAUGAGGACUGCUCAGCCUCCAAAGCCCUCACUGAACUCGGGGAGAUGGAGGGUUAUGGCCAUGCAUACAUUGGGCCCUUUAGCCCCGCCCUCUGCCAUGCUGCAUCUUUGUUUGCCCAGCAUUGGGAGGCGGGUCUUGCUUCUCCAGGCUGUCUGGACGCUGACUGGCCAAAUCUGCCUCCCAUCACUCCUCCUACCAGAGUCCUCUUCACUGUGCUCAGAUUCUUUAGCUGGGCGCACGUUGCAGUCAUCUCAGCUCCGACCGACCUCUGGGAGAGUACAGGACAGGAAGUGGCCUCUGCACUACGAGCUAUGGGCCUGCCGAUUGGACCAGUUGUUUCUAUGAAAAGAAACAGCAAAGGCGGGGCCCGGCAGGCCCUGGAACAGAUCAGACAAGCUGACAAGGUCAAAGUUGUCAUCAUGUGCAUGAGCUCUGUUCUGGUUGGUGGAGAGCAUCAGAAAGAGCUUCUGUUAGCUGCUCUAGACAAGAGGAUGGUCUCCGAUGGUUACGUCUUUAUCCCAUAUGAUGCCCUGCUGUAUGCCAUGCCGUACCAGGAUGUAACAUUUCACCAGCUCACCAACAACACACAGCUACGUCACGCCUACAGUGCUGUCCUCACUGUUACCAUGGAUUCUGACCAGAGUUUCUAUGAGGCUUUUCGUCAGGCUCAGAUCAACAGAGAGAUCCGAUCGGCCAUUUCUGCCACAGAGGUGUGCUGUAUGGAGGUAAAGGUGGGCGUGGCCUUCAGGCCAGGUAUGUGGUGUUGGACAGUGAAGGUGACCACCUGGUGCCGACCCAUUCACUUGCACCAAUGCAUAGUGAUGGCACAGUUGGGGGACUGAGACCGUUGACUCGCUCAUUUUUCUUUCCUGGAGGAAAACCCCCCAAAGCCAGCUUCUGCUGGUUCAGUCCAGAGGAGGCCUGCAGUGGAGGAGUGGAUGGAGUCACCAUGUUCUUCAUCAUCCUACUGCUUUGUGGUCUGAUUGCUGCUUUCAUCUUUUGGAUCAGGAAGUGCAAAAUAUCUGCAAAUGUGACCAAACUCAUUCUGACUCUGGAUGACAUUGUGUUCAUCGACACUCAAGUCAGCAGAAAGAAACUGAAUGAUGAGUCGAUCAUGAGAAGUCUUCUGGAGAUCAAAACGCCACUACGGACCAUUGCUAGAAGCUACAUCUUAACAACACCAGAGAGCUCCAACAUUGGGAUCCUGGAGGGCGACUGGGUCUGGCUGAAAAAAAUUCCUUUUGGAAAGACAAUGACAGCUGUCAAUCAGAACACCCAAAAUCUGUUCAGCCAGCUACGUGAGAUGCGUCAUGAGAACCUGAACCUGUACCUGGGUCUGUUCGUGGAUUCGGGAAUCUUGGCUCUGGUGGUGGAACACUGUCCCAGAGGAAGUCUGGCAGACCUGCUGGCCGACAGCAACGUCAGGCUGGACUGGAUGUUCAAGUCCUCCCUGCUCAUGGACCUCAUCAAGGGGAUGAAAUAUCUUCACCUGCGAGGGUUGACUCAUGGUCGUCUGAAGUCUACAAACUGCUUGGUGGAUGGACGUUUUGUUCUGAAAAUCACAGAUUAUGGAAUUCCCAUGAUCCUUCAGUCCCAGAGCGUCAGCCUUCCUGAUGAUCCACAAGAUCUGCUGUGGACAGCUCCAGAGCUUCUAAGGAGUCCGGUACGAACGGGUUCAUUUUCUGGAGACGUCUUCAGUUUUUCAGUCAUCAUGCAGGAAGUGAUCUCACGAACACUGCCGUAUGCCAUGAUGGACAUGCCAGCUCAUGAAAUCGUGGAACGCCUGAAGAAGCCGCCUCCUCUCUGCAGGCCUGUGGUUUCAGUGGAUGAAGCUCCUGCGGAGUGUCUCAACCUGAUGAGUGAAUGUUGGAGUGAAGAUCCCAGCAAAAGGCCAAGCUUUCAUGACAUUUUCAAACAGUUUCGGGGCAUCAGCAGAGGCAGGAGGGCCAACAUCAUCGACUCCAUGCUGCGGAUGCUGGAGCAGUACAGCUCUAACCUGGAGGAUCUGAUCAGAGAGCGUACGGAUGAGCUGGAGGUGGAGAGGAACAAGACAGAAAAGCUAGUCGGACAGCUUCUGCCAAAGUCUGUGGCCCAGGCUCUGAAGAAAGGGAAGCCGGUCCAGCCUGAACAUUACUCAGACUGCACUCUUUACUUCAGUGACAUUGUGGGAUUCACAACCAUUUCAGCUCUUAGUGAGCCCAUUGAGGUGGUUGACCUGCUCAAUGACCUCUACACCAUGUUUGAUGCCAUCAUUGCCACUCAUGAUGUGUACAAGGUGGAGACUAUAGGAGAUGCAUACAUGGUGGCUUCAGGUGUUCCCAACAGAAACGGAAAUCGACACGCAGCAGAAGUGUCUAACAUGUCUUUGGACAUCCUGCAUUCAAUCGGAGCCUUUAAGAUCAAACACAUGCCGGAGAUCAAAGUGAAGAUACGCAUCGGCCUACACUCAGGUCCGGUGGUUGCAGGUGUGGUCGGGCUCACCAUGCCCAGGUAUUGUCUGUUUGGAGACACCGUGACCACCGCCUCUCUCAUGGAGUCUAGUGGGCUGCCCUACAGGAUCCACAUCAGUCUGAGUACCGUCAAGGUUCUGACCAGCCUCAAGGUGGGAUACCACAUAGACACCAGGAAGGCUCGGGUGAAAGGCACUGAGGACACUUACUGGCUGAUGGGUCGAGAAGGUUUCAAUAAACCACUUCCUAUUCCCCCUGAUGUCACUGGAGGAGCGGCGAACCAUGGGAUCAGUCUGGACGAAAUUCCUGUUGAGAGACGACAAAAGUUUUUAGAUCGACAAAAGACGAUGAAGAAAUGAUACCACACACACAUGUUUGUAUUUCUAUCUUAGUGAGGACCAUGCAUUGACUUCCAUUAAUUUUUGUGGCUGUAUUAUGCUUUACCCUAACCAUAACCAUAACCAUUGCUGAUCUACUGCUAACCCCAAUCUUAACUAAAACUUAAUUCACUCCAUAGCUCUAAAACCAACUGAUAAGCUUCUAAAAAGUCAUGAUCAGAAAAAUGUCCUCACUAAGAAAAAUGUCCUCACUUAAAAAAAUGUCCUCACUAAGAAACAUGUCCUCACUUUGUGGGAAAAAUAGUGGAAAGGGUCCUCAAUAUGUAGUAAGUACAAGAAAACACUCACACGAAGUUUAUGUACAUGGAUGAAAUCAUACUUGUAGUUGUAGUAUAAUGUGUUUGUACUAGUUUUUUGUGAUUUUAUGCUCUACAUAGGAUAUGUCAUGUUAGUGCCACCUACUGGUGGCACUGAGUGCUGCACUAUGAGGUGUGGAAAUUAAAAUGUGAAUAAGAUCAACAAACAUGAUGGACUGCAGAUACCCCUAAAUGCUUGGUCCAAACAGCUUUUGUGUUUAUUUAAGGAUUAUUAGUCUGAUUUAUCUGUAAGUUUGAUGUUUAUUAAUUAUCUGUAAAAAUGUUGAUUUUGAGCAGCUAAAUAAAUGAUUCUUUUUGAUUUCUA
Nothobranchius furzeri (turquoise killifish) is the source of this 4104-nucleotide messenger RNA. The record is from RefSeq and is a predicted model, not a curated record. Lineage: Eukaryota; Metazoa; Chordata; Actinopteri; Cyprinodontiformes; Nothobranchiidae.